Messenger RNA from Penaeus monodon (black tiger shrimp), 1069 nucleotides. It is a transcript of the gene Mdh1, whose product is annotated as malate dehydrogenase, cytoplasmic-like. Gene Ontology annotation, biological process: malate metabolic process; tricarboxylic acid cycle; oxaloacetate metabolic process. The record is from RefSeq and is a predicted model, not a curated record. Gene Ontology annotation, molecular function: L-malate dehydrogenase (NAD+) activity. NCBI's taxonomy places the organism in Eukaryota, Metazoa, Arthropoda, Malacostraca, Decapoda, Penaeidae. Gene Ontology annotation, cellular component: mitochondrion; cytosol.
ACUGUCCAGAAACGUGGUGGUGCUGUCAUUGCUGCUCGUAAGCUGUCUUCCGCUAUGUCUGCUGCCAAGGCUGCUUGCGACCACAUGAAGAGCAUCUGGCAGGGCACCGCUGAUGGCCACUUUGUCUCCAUGGGAGUCUUCUCUGAUGGUUCCUACAACACCCCUGAGGGAGUCAUGUACUCCUUCCCCAUCACCAUUAAGGACAAGGCCUGGACUAUCGUGAAGGAUCUUCCCAUUGACGACUUUGCACGUGAAAAGAUGGAUGCCACAGGAAAGGAGCUCUGCGAAGAACGUGAUGAUGCCCUUGCUGUGUGCCAGGAUUAGGAAGUCGCGGCAGCUAAACCCAGGCUCUGAGAUAGACCAUCUAACUAUACACAUUGUUUAAGAAGUAUAUAUAUAUAUGAAUAUAUGAACAUGACUUUGCUCAAGAAACAACCACAGUACUAAAAUGGGUUUGUGCAAAGAGACCCAACAUAUGAAGAAUACAGACAGCGAAAGAUCAUGUGUUUUGAGAAGCGAGAGGUGUAAUGUCUAACCAUAAAUGUUGGUAUGCAAGGAAUCUACUUGAGCCUUCAUUGUGGUUUAAUUAUGUUGAGGUUUUUGUUAUUUGAUUAUGUGGAGAAAAAGGAGCGUGACUUCCUUCAGUAUGUCAUCGUAGCCCGUUUAUGUAGGUACAUCAGAAGAGCUUGUCCUGCAAAUGUUUCUUUUAAAGCACAGUUUGUUUCGUGGUUCAGUAGUUUGUCUUGUCACUCUUCCUGAGUUUUAGUCCUUUAGAUCAUUAUGUACAUACACCCUUCAAGAACCUUUUCAUUACAUAGUUGAUGUAGUGUGUAUAUAUACUGCUUUCUUAGUAACGUGCAAAUACCAGGCAUUUGUUACCAUGGAAGUGGUAUAAUCUCAUCCUGAGUUUAACUGCCACCUGAUGUUAAUUUAAUUACAUUUCAAAAUGUAUGAUUUAAACAACUGGAAUGUAUAUGAAAGUUGUAUUUGUGGGAUUUUAGCACUGUUAUUGUUUUGUUAGGCAAAGCGGAAGUAUGAACUUAGAAACAUAAAAUGAUAAAAAAUGAAA